CAUCACUGCGGGGAUGGUGGGCAGUGCCACUGCCUGGCAGCUGGGGAUGGAGUGGCCAACUAAGCCUCACUUCGCCUGUGUAACCCAUUGUCUCUAAAGAGCAGCUGGCUGCAGAAGCCACCAAGGUCUCGGGCCAGCUGUGGGCUCUUUGCUGAGAUGAAGGGGUAACCAUGGAAGAGGCUUGAAAAGUCAAUAAGGACCAAAAAUGACUGCGAAGUGGUUAGAUGACCCGGGGCCUUCCAUGGUGGCCAUGACACAGGAGACCUUCUUCCCCGGGGGCUGGGCCAAAGACUCAGCUACUCCCCUGACCAUAAAUGGCUUGGCCAGCAUUCUCUUGGAGCCACCUCUUGCUCUGUCACCCUUGCUCUCCCAGCUGGAUGGUCCUACAAAUGCAAGACACACGCCAACAACACCAGCAAGAAAGGAACUUGCCAAGGGCAGUGUUUGGAGAAGGCUCCUGGGAGGCUGUCGGAAAUGAGUUUUUCACUGAACUUCACGCUCCCCGCCAACACAGUUACUUCACGUCUCUGUGCUUCACUCUUCUCAUCUGUGAAGUGGAUCCCUGUCCUCCUGCUCAUUGGCUGUUGUGAAGAGUAAAUGAAUCGAUAUAGGACAAGUAUGUGAACAGCCUGGCACGUGCUAAGGGCUCCCUAAGCAUUAGCUGGCACCAUCAGCAGUAUUCUCGACGGCAGAAAAAUCCAUCUAGAGAGAGAAGGAAGCAAUUAGGCAGAGAAGAGCAUGAAUAAAAAGCUGUCCUGCCCAGGAGAUGGAGAGAUGGCAGGAGGGAUGGCUUCAGUCCUGACAAGCUGGUCCCCAGCUCCGGGCACUGGAGAAGCCAGAUUCUCAUGGCCCAUGGACUCCACGAAGCAACCCUGAAUUCUUAGAGUUAACUCAAAACCAGCCCAAGUGAAUGUUUGUAACCUCAAGAUGAAACAUCUCACCUGAAACAACAUCCACCUCUUCCCAUCACCCUGAGAAAUAGAAGGUUUUAGGCAGAAGCAGCAUGAAGACGUCCUCCCCAGUUGUUACCAGUGGAAAAGGAGCGGACUGUGGGCCCUCUCUGGGAUUAGCAGCAGGCAUCCCAUCCCUGGUGGCCACAGCCCUGCUGGUGGCCUUACUGUUGAUUCUGAUUCACCGCAGAAGAAGAAGCAGCGAAUCCACCGAGGAAAUCGAGAGGCCUUGUGAAAUUUCAGAAAUCUAUGACAAUCCCAGGGUAGCUGAGAAUCCUAGGAGGUCACCCACACAUGAGAAGAACAUAAUGGGAGCAGAAGAAGCCCACAUAUACGUGAAGACGGUAUCAGGCAGCCAGGAGCCCAUGCGUGACACGUACCGUCCUGCCGUGGAAAUGGAGAGAAGGAGGGGACUGUGGUGGCUUAUUCCCAGACUGAGCCUGGAGUGAUGCAGCCCAGCCAAGGAGCAGAUCCGGGGCUGGAACAGAGCUAAACACACAGGCCUUUGCACUUGGAGUGAGGAGAGACGCCAAGCUGCUUCUUAACCAGUCCAAAUUUCAUUUGCAGAUCUGGAAAAGUUUCAAGUUGAUUUUUCUCUUUAGGGGACUGAUCUGAUAAAGUGCAUUCCGACUCUCAGAUCUUGGGGUUUAGUGCAAUGAACUCAUUGUGCUUCCAAAGAGAGCCCUCGGAUCCUGUCCUUGAGCCCAGUGGGAACUUGCUUUUCUUGGUGACUGGGCGAAAGGGGUUUGAUUUCUCGGUGACUGGCCUCCUGAUCUUUUUUCACACCCAUUUUCUCAAAAGAGCCAUCAGACCUGGCUGCCAUGGGAGGGUGGCCAAGGCUAGCAUGGUGCAAGCUGGGCUGGGCUAUACAGGGCAUGUGUGAGGAGAAGAAGUUCCUUAUCUUUGAACCACUCGGGGCAGAAAUCACAAGGAGCCACAUGUUCCCCAAUCACAGGGGCAGCACGUGGCUGCGCAUUCACCACGCCCACUUGUGAUCGGGGGCAUCCAAGGAAGGCAGUUCUGCAGUGGGCUCUGUGUGUGUGUGCUGAAGAUAAACAGUGUGGAGGGAAGGCAGAGGUUGUUUCAAAAGGUCAUUAGCAAUGAGGACUAUACCCGUUUUUGUGGGAGUGGAGAGAAAGGCUCAAGUCCUGGAACGGUCAUGGGGAGAAAUUCACUAAGAGGAAGCGAGAUCAAGAGGCUCUGAGUGGCUGAGAGCCAAAGGGAUGGGCCCUGUGACUGUCCUUGUGUCACAUUGUGACUGUCAGUAGCAUUGAAGCAUUGUGAUUGUCAUCUGAGGGGAGCUGGUGCACAGAGGCAGCUGGUCCGGGGAUGCCUUUGCCAUCACUUCUGUGAGGAGGCUAAGGGGAGUCCCCCUGUGCAGGCCCAUCGUCCUCCUGAUGAGAGAGCCCGGGUCCAGGGCAUCCUGGGGUUCACCCACCAGCUCCCUGGGCCACCUUGAUAAGCUGUGGAAACAGUCCUCACAAAGGGCCCCUGAUUGCUCAGAAACACACCUCCUCUUCUUCAAAUAGCCAAGGACAGGUUCUACAAACCCACUCACUGCCACGUACCAGCACGCUCCCUUCAAAGCUCCUUGUGACAUUCAGUUUUGUGCUAAGUCCACUAGAUCCCGUCACCUAACAAGCAGAUUUUAAGCAGACGUGCCCAGUGACCCGGAUACUUGUGCUUAUCUUACAUAUUGGGGAGGACUUUGGAUUUGCUGAGAACAUGACGGUGGCCUUGGCUUUGAGGCUCAGGUGUGAGUUCUGGGGCAGAUCAAGGGUCUGAGCUCUGUAUGUGUAGAAUGGAGAGUGCUGUUUUCGUCCUCCUACCCUUAGGGCUGUUGUGAGUCCCAACAGAAAUACGCGCAGGUGAUGAUAAGUCUUGUGGUCUAUAGAGUAAGGUGUGACUUGUAUUUUUGGACCAUUCAUUUUAAUUCUACUUACAGGCCGUUGCUUAGUAUCUUUAUUUGAAAUGGUUUCUACUAAACUAGCAAGAUUCAGUAUUUCUGUCACUUUUUUUUCCUGCUCUGAUGCACAAAAACUUAUUUUGGAAUAAAGUGGAAAGUAAAAUGGCCAUUCUUGUGGACCUACAA
Molecule: messenger RNA, 3042 nt
Organism: Sus scrofa (pig)
Lineage: Eukaryota; Metazoa; Chordata; Mammalia; Artiodactyla; Suidae
Source: RefSeq, a predicted model, not a curated record